GUGAACCCUUUUCUUCCUCUAUUUAUUUAUUUUUAGUUUUUCGUUUGUUCUUCUUCUCUCUGCCUAUCUCGCUCUGUGACGCAGGGCAGGGGACGCAUUUCAAGGCCUCUAAAUUGCAUUGGCAUUUUUUUCCAUUUCGACGUGAUCAAUCUUUUCUCGUAGCUUUUCAGAAGCGGCCACCGCCACCUUGUUACUUGCUCUUCUUCUUCUUCUUGCAUUAUUGACGAGAAUAGACUCAAGCACUUUUCCCAAUUCCCAAUUUCUUUGCUUGCUUGACUGGUUGAUACUUUUGUUCAUCUUCCAUUGUUUGGGUUCGAAUCAAGUUCGGCUUUGGCGCAGCUUUCAGAGGAUUCAUAUUCAAUUCUGUUUUUGAGGCCAGUCCAUAAGCAUGAAACCUAAUGACUCUGGUGAGGGGGCUAUGGCUCAUGAGUUCAAUGGUUCUGAACCUAGACGAAGUAGAUCAUUUAGUUUGCCAGGCAGUGCAGAAUCCUCUUUGAGAAGGCGUUCUUUGAGUUUAUCAGGUGCUGUUGCUCCUCGAGCUGAUGAAGAUGUUGAAAAUGAGUCUGUUUCGCAGGCAGGAGAUAUUGGGGAUCGAGCACUAAACAGCAAUAGAUACAGCGAUGGCAGUGUCUGCUUCUUGGCUGAUAAUGUGAUCAAUAAUGGAGUAGUUGCUCCCAUUCCAGAGGAUGCUCUGUUGCAGUCAUAUUGGUUUUCCUCUCAUGAUCCUGCCUUUUCAAAUGAGAUCUCUCCUGUAUCACCUUUGCCCUCAGAAAUUGUAGCCUCCCUUUCCACUAAUGCAGUUCUGCACUCUGGAGACAAAAGUUUAGGAACUAAGAAAGGAUUGCCAUGGUCACUGGAAUAUGUUUCAUGCCUUCUUCAUCUAGCUGUGUUUGGGAUUCUUGGGGUUUUGACAAGGUACGCACUUCAAAAACUGUUCGGACCUGGACUGGCUGCUGUGACAAGUGACCAAAGCAUUUUAUACCUUGAUCUUCCUUCUAAUAUGGUUGGUUCUUUCUUGAUGGGUUGGUUUGGUGUCGUCUUCAAGGCAGAUAUAACCAGUGUGUCGGAUCUCUUAACCAUUGGACUAACGACUGGUUACUUGGGAAGCCUUACAACUUUCAGUGGCUGGAAUCAAAAGAUGCUUGACCUUAGCGUGCAUGGCCACUGGGUGUUCUCCGCACUUGGCUUUCUCUUGGGUUUGUUUCUUGCUGCAUAUUCCUUAAUUUUUGGGGUUGAGACAGCAAAGGGUUUCAGAUGGCUUCUCAGAAGGUUAAACUUAAGCUCAAGAAGCAUCAUCUCGAGUUCUGGAAGAAACUGGAGGGUAGACAGCUGUGAGCGCCACUUGGCAGUUAUGUUGGUGAUGGUACUGAUGUUAGGCUUGUUAUGGGGUUUGAGUGGGGUUUUGGAGGUGAAAGAAUUCAAUAGUGGUGGUCAUGGGGCUCAACUGUGGUUGGCUUGCUUUGUUGGACCUAUAGGUGUUUGGAUCAGGUGGUUCUUAGCUCGAUUGAAUGGACGCGGAUUAGGAAGAGCGGGCUUACUGAAAUGGAUUCCUUUUGGCACACUAAUUGCCAACGUUUCUGCUGCUUGUGUCAUGGCAGCACUUGCAAUUCUGAAGAAAGUGGUGACCACCCAAACUUGUGAUACCAUUGCAACAGGCAUACAGUUUGGUUUGUUGGGUUGUCUGAGUACUGUUUCUACCUUCAUUGCUGAGUUUGAUGCGAUGCGACAAAGCAAACACCCUUGGAGAGCAUAUGCAUAUGCCAUGAUUACCAUAGUCACCUCUUUUGGCCUUGGGACUUUGAUAUACUCUGUACCUGUCUGGACAAAGGGAUAUGAUUAGCUAGCAUGUCCAGGGCAGACUCGGACUCCAUCCGUCGAUCAGAGUUGAUGGCAAUUCGAUAUGCAGUGUUUAUUCUGUGCAUUCAUUCGAGCAUAUCAUACACCACUUGGGCAUUUGAUGGGCCUUGCAGUUGAUUAACUGGGAUAAAAAUAAAUAGCCUGUAUCCAUUUUUUCUGAUUUUUUUAUUAACUGGGAUAAAAAUAAAUAGCAUGUAUCUAUUUUUUCUGAUUUUUGUAUUAACUUGGAUAAAAAUAUAUAGCAUGUAUCUAUUUUUUGCUGGUUUUUGUAUUAACUAGGAUAGAAAUAUUGAGCAUGUACCUAUUUUUCUUUCCAUUGUAUUGGAACCAGACUAAUAAAGCACUAUUCCAAUUUUGUUAGCUAA
Messenger RNA from Malania oleifera, 2222 nucleotides. Its product is annotated as fluoride export protein 1. Gene Ontology annotation, cellular component: membrane. The coding region runs from base 389 to 1840 and encodes 483 amino acids. Gene Ontology annotation, molecular function: fluoride transmembrane transporter activity. NCBI's taxonomy places the organism in Eukaryota, Viridiplantae, Streptophyta, Magnoliopsida, Santalales, Ximeniaceae. The transcript is spliced from 7 exons. The record is from RefSeq and is a predicted model, not a curated record. Gene Ontology annotation, biological process: fluoride transmembrane transport.